Molecule: messenger RNA, 2090 nt
Organism: Trematosphaeria pertusa
Lineage: Eukaryota; Fungi; Ascomycota; Dothideomycetes; Pleosporales; Trematosphaeriaceae
Product: alpha/beta-hydrolase
Exons: 2
Coding region: 330-2024 (564 amino acids)
Source: RefSeq, a predicted model, not a curated record
UUUAGGCUCCCCUGCAGUCUCGUGUCUGUCAUCCCAGCAUACACCCGAUGGAGCACGAAGCCGUAUUCAUUCGUAUGCGGGGCGGUGCGGAAAUUUACAACCGCACCUUCCCCUUUUGGUAAAGUCUAUGCUCAGUACCUGCAGAGGCGAAUAGGGAUGAGUGCCCGGAUCCACUGCGGUAUCACCGGGUCCACGGUGCAAUAGAUUGCAUUCUCCCGAGAACCGGAUCCUGUCAAGUAAUCGACAGCCGAGUACAAAUAGUACUAAGCUCCACUCCAUCCCGUCGUUCCCUUUUCCGCCACUUGACAAUCUACUCGGUCCUCGGUUGGAUGAAUCUAUCGGGAAGAGCUUGCGCUAUCGCGAUGUGGGUAUUAGGGGUUUUCCUCGCUGCGACUGUGGCUGUGGCCGAUCCGACGGUGACGGUAGUGAACGGCACAUAUGAAGGACUUUACCUCCCGUCGUUCGAUCAAGAUGUUUUCCUCGGGAUACCAUAUGCGCAAGACACUGGAGGCCAUAACCGCCUUCGAAUCCCGCAAUCCCUGAAUGAGACCUGGAAUGGAACACGGCCAGCCAAAGCUUACGGCGAUUCAUGUCCGGAUUUCACACCAGAGGUAGACGGCUUCUAUGGUAUGAGCGAGAACUGCCUCAGCAUCAACGUCGUGAGACCGGCCGGAAUCUCCCAAGAUGAAUCCCUCCCAGUCGCCUUGUGGAUCCACGGCGGGUCUUACCAAGUUGGCACCAGCGCGCUCCCGUAUUACAACUUGACGUACAUUGUUCAAAGGUCCGUGGAGAUCGGCAAGCCUAUCGUUGCGGCAAGCAUCAAUUAUCGAAAAGGCGGCUGGGGGAUGAUGUACUCGAGGGAGAUUCAGGGCACUGGAAAUACGAAUCUGGCUUUGAGAGAUAUGCGCAAGGGCCUUGCGUGGAUCUCGGAGAAUAUUGAGGCGUUUGGGGGGAAUAAGGACAGUGUCACGAUCUGGGGAGAGUCGGCGGGCUCUUUUGCUAUCGGUCAAUUGCUCAUGUCUUAUGGCGGGCGAACUGAUGGUCUUUUCCACCGCUCGAUCCAGGAAUCCGGCUCCGCGGCCACUGCCUGGUAUAACGGCUCAGACUGGUACCAGCCAAUCUAUGACAAGAUCGUCCAGCAAACCAACUGUACCGAUUGGCCUGACACCCUCGAAUGCCUACGUACUGUACCCUAUGAGACUAUCUUCCCGUUCAUGGACAGCUCUAAAGUUGGCGGCCCCGGCUUCUACCCCACCGUCGACGGCGAUAUCAUGCCCAACUAUCCCACCGAACUCCUGCACUCGGGUCGCUUCGCCCACGUCCCCCACCUCUACGGCAGCACCUCCGACGAAGGCACAGAUAACGCGCCACCGGGCGUUAUCAACACAGAUCAAGACCUAUACGACUACGUCCUCGGCAGCACAGGCUACGACUUCCCGCCCUCCGUCGUCCGCAAGAUCAUGGAACUCUACCCAGACGAUCCUACCCAGGGUGUCCCGAUCAACACGGGCACCGAGCGCUUCGCAGAGCUAGGCUACCAGUUCAAGCGCAUCGCCGCCAUCGUCGGCGACGUCUUCUACCACGCGCCGCGCAUGGACGACGCGCGCUGGUACUCGAAAUACGCACCGACCUACAUCUACCGCUUCAACACGCGGCCCUGGCUCAACAACACCAACGCGACCUACACUGACUACACGGGCUCGCUCGCGCCGGCCUACAAGGGUGUCGAGCACUUCUCCGAGGCCAGGUUCCUGUUCGCGAAUCCGCAGUUCGUCGGCCCGUGGCCGGAGUAUGAGGCAUUGAGUGAUCAGAUCAGUGCGCAGUGGGUGCACUUUUUCAAUGGCGGCGAUCCGAAUGGCGAGGGGCUACCAGAGUGGCCGCAGUAUAGUGAGGGAGUGAAUGGGCUGAACCUGGUGAUUCAGGCAGAAGGGAGAGGCUAUAAUGGCAGCUAUGUGGAGGAGGACACGUAUCGGUUGGCGGGACGGGAGUAUUUAACGAAAUGGGCGCGGAGGAGGCACGUGUAAAAGCAAAGAGAGGAGCACAUCUCAACGAUGUCCUCCUCAUCGUCAACCCCUAAUCCAUAAUCCAUA